AUGCCCAACACCAACACCAGCACCAGCACCCCUGCUGAACCCUCGCUGUCCACACACCUGCAUUACCUGCGCUAUGCACUCUCCCUGGCGCGCCGGUCGCCGCCCAAACCGACGAAUUUCCGCGUCGGAUGCGUGAUUGUGGCGUUUGACAAGAAAAGAGGUGGUGAGGGAGAAGAAGAGGGAGAAGAAAAAGAACAAGGCCGCGUCCUCGCCACGGGAUAUACCUUGGAACUCGAGGGGAAUACGCACGCGGAACAGAACGCGCUGGCGAAACUCGCCCGCGAGCAUGGGAUUUCUCUCUCUUCGGAGACACCUUCGUCGGAGACAUCGUCGUUGGAAUACCUCGCAGAACUGGGCCGCGAGGUCCUCACACCGGACAAGGAUGUCUACCUGUACACGACGCUGGAGCCGUGCGGGAAACGCCUCAGCGGGAAUAUACCCUGCGUGCAGCGGAUUAUUGCGACGAGGACGAGGACGAGGACGCCAUCGCAGGGAUCACCGGGUGAAGGCGGAGGAGGUCCUGGCAGAGACGGGGGAGGGAUCCGCAAAGUCAUCUUCGGCGCCCGCGAACCCGGCACGUUCGUGCAGGACUCGGCCAGCCUGAAGAUCCUGGACGGCGCGGGCGUGCCGUGGGAGUACGUGCCGGGGUUGGAGGAGGAGAUUCUCCGCGUGGCCAAGGAGGGACAUUCCAACCAGGUCGUGCAGGGAACCAACGUCGACGACAUCUCGCCCGAGGAGAGGAGGCGGCAGGAGGCUCUCCCGCGGAAUCCAAAGAAGAGGAUGAUGGAGGUCGAUGUCCCAAGGUGA
Fonsecaea nubica is the source of this 807-nucleotide messenger RNA. RefSeq lists its product as hypothetical. Lineage: Eukaryota; Fungi; Ascomycota; Eurotiomycetes; Chaetothyriales; Herpotrichiellaceae. Gene Ontology annotation, molecular function: diaminohydroxyphosphoribosylaminopyrimidine deaminase activity. The transcript has a single exon. The coding region runs from base 1 to 807 and encodes 268 amino acids. The record is from RefSeq and is a predicted model, not a curated record.